Molecule: messenger RNA, 1099 nt
Organism: Nicotiana tabacum (common tobacco)
Lineage: Eukaryota; Viridiplantae; Streptophyta; Magnoliopsida; Solanales; Solanaceae
Source: RefSeq, a predicted model, not a curated record
UUGCCUCUGUGCUUUUGCUUUCUAUGAUCUAGUAAAGGUGUUUCCUACCUCCUUAAUCUGCAAAAUGUUGAAAGAGAAUUUGUUUUGAUGCUUCGGCACUCACUAACAAGGAUACUACAGCCCAAUGGUUGAAUGAGUUUUCAGCUGGUGUUGCUCAGAUGUGUUGCUGUGGACUAUGGCAUCUGCCUUUAAUUACACAUGAUUUUUGCAACCCUUCCAUGUUAAACAAUUGAUAAUAUAAAAGAGAAGGGGAAGCCGAAGAAGAUUACAUAUUAAGAAAAAGAAAUUGGAAAAUCUUUUCAGUAAAGCACAAUAUGUUGAAGUGGGGAAAGACUCCCUGAUGCAAGUGGUAAAAGAAAGUGGAAAAAAUAAAUGGUCCAUUUUUGUUUAAGCUCUUUUUCAUUGUUUUUUCCCUUUGAUGUGUCAUGGUGCAGGGCUUUCAAGAUACACUAGUGAUGAAAACCUUAAAAAAGCAUUUGAACAAUUUGGAAAACUUGUUGAAGCGAAAGUUAUUACUGAUAGAGCAACUGGGAGAUCAAAGGGAUUUGGAUUUGUUUCAUAUGAAACAAUAGAAGACGCUGAGAAGGCUCGUGAAGGAAUGAAUGCCAAGUUCUUGGACGGCUGGGUAAUUUUUGUUGACCCUGCGAGGCCAAGUAUGCCUAGACCACCACCAUCACCACCUCCACAAGAUCCUUUGAACUUUGGGAUUACGACAAAUAAGACUGUUGGUUGGACUGGCCGAUGACCAGGGACUCAUUAUUUUAGUGAAAUAUUUAUUUGAUUGCAAUAUAGCACGGAGUGGCCAAUGACCAGAGACUCGUGCAUUUCCCUGAAAUAUUUGAUUGCACUAUAUCAUUUUUGUUGAAGGAUAUUGUAACUUUACUAAAAUAUAGUUCAUUUUUAAGGUUGUCUUGUGCUGAAUCGUUUGAGGUGGAACUCUUCCCUGCGAAGUGUUUAAGGAUUUCCUCGGACCACAUUUUGGAGGCUUUUGUUGACUGAACAUAUAAACUGGCUAAUUGUUAUCUCAAUGACGUGUAUUUGGAUCCUAGAUUAUAAUUUCCGUGGUGGUUAUAGUAUUUUGAUGCCCUAUCUUCAUUUA